Molecule: messenger RNA, 10702 nt
Organism: Sus scrofa (pig)
Lineage: Eukaryota; Metazoa; Chordata; Mammalia; Artiodactyla; Suidae
Source: RefSeq, a predicted model, not a curated record
AGGGGAGGAGCGGGCGGGGGCGGGCCUUGGCGCCCCAGGAGCUGCCGGGCAACUUUUCCCUGCUCACACCCGGGAGCGGGAGAGAAGCCCUCGGGACGAAUUCUGGGGAGUCUUUGGGGUUCUUGGGUCCCGGUGCAAACCCAGAGCAGCUCCAGUGCCCAGGGCGGGCUCGGGAUGCGGCCAAGACCGACGAGCGGCGCGCGGCUGCGGCUGUUGCUAAUGCUCACUCAAGGCAUUUUAAACUGUUGUGUGGCAUACAAUGUUGGCCUCCCAGAAGCAAAGAUAUUCUCUGGUCCUUCAAGUGAACAGUUUGGCUAUGCAGUGCAGCAGUUUAUAAACCCAAAAGGCAACUGGUUACUGGUUGGUUCACCAUGGAGUGGCUUUCCUGAGAACCGAAUGGGAGAUGUGUAUAAAUGUCCUAUUGAUCCCUCUACCACUACAUGUGAAAAACUGAAUUUGCAAACUUCCACGAGCAUUUCCAAUGUUACUGAGAUGAAAACCAACAUGAGCCUUGGCUUGACACUGACAAGGAACGCGGGAACGGGAGGAUUUCUUACCUGCGGUCCCCUGUGGGCACAGCAGUGUGGAAGCCAGUAUUACACAACCGGGGUUUGCUCUGAUGUCAGUCCUGAUUUUCAGCUCCUGACCAGCUUUUCACCUGCAGUUCAGGCCUGCCCUUCCCUCAUAGAUGUUGUGGUUGUAUGUGAUGAAUCAAACAGUAUUUAUCCCUGGGAUGCAGUAAAGAAUUUUUUGGAAAAAUUUGUCCAAGGCCUGGAUAUAGGCCCACAAAGACACAGAGGUGGUUUUACUCAGUAUCUUGUCUUACGAUCUAAACAUGACCUUUCUGUGGGAUUAAUUCAGUAUGCCAAUAACCCAAGAGUUGUGUUUAACCUGAACACUUUUAAAACCAAAGCUGAAAUGGUUGAAGCAACAUCCCACACAACCCAAUAUGGUGGAGACCUCACAAAUACGUUCAAAGCAAUUCAAUAUGCAAGAGAUUCCGCUUAUUCAGCAGCUGCUGGUGGACGACCAGGUGCUACCAAGGUCAUGGUGGUUGUAACUGAUGGGGAAUCCCAUGAUGGUUCAAUGCUGAAGGCCGUGAUCGAUCAAUGCAACAACGACAAUAUACUGAGGUUUGGCAUAGCAGUUCUUGGGUACUUGAACAGAAAUGCCCUAGAUACUAAAAAUUUAAUAAAAGAAAUUAAAGCAAUUGCCAGCAUUCCAACAGAAAGAUACUUUUUCAAUGUCUCUGAUGAAGCAGAUCUACUGGAAAAGGCCGGGACAUUAGGAGAACAAAUUUUCAGCAUUGAAGGUACUGUUCAAGGAGGAGACAACUUCCAAAUGGAAAUGUCACAAGUGGGAUUCAGCGCAGAUUACGCUCCUCAAAAUGAUGUUCUGAUGCUGGGUGCAGUAGGAGCUUAUGACUGGAGUGGGACUGUUGUUCAGCAGACACCUCAUGGACAUUUGAUCUUUCCUAAACAAGCCUUUGACCAGAUCCUGCAGGACAGAAAUCAUAGUUCAUAUUUAGGUUACUCUGUGGCUUCAAUUUCUACUGGAAAAAGCAUCCACUUUGUUGCUGGUGCUCCUCGGGCAAAUUAUACUGGCCAGAUAGUCCUGUACAGUGUUAACGAGGAUGGCAAUGUCACAGUUAUUCAGUCUCACAGAGGCGACCAGAUUGGCUCCUAUUUUGGUAGUGUGCUUUGUGCAGUGGAUGUGGAUAAAGACACCAUUACAGACGUGCUCUUGGUAGGUGCGCCAAUGUACAUGAAUGACCUAAAGAAAGAAGAAGGAAGAGUCUACCUGUUUACUAUCACAAAGGGUGUUUUGAAUUGGCAUCAAUUUCUGGAAGGCCCUGAGGGUGUGGAAAAUGCGCGGUUUGGCUCUGCGAUUGCAGCUCUUGCAGACAUCAACAUGGAUGGCUUUAACGACGUGAUUGUUGGUUCACCUUUGGAAAAUCAGAACUCUGGAGCUGUGUACAUCUAUAAUGGCCAUGAGGGCACCAUUCGCCUGAGGUAUUCCCAGAAAAUCUUGGGAUCCGAUGGAGCCUUUAGGAGCCGUCUCCAGUACUUUGGGAGAUCCCUGGACGGCUAUGGAGAUUUAAAUGGCGAUUCCAUCACCGACGUGUCCGUUGGUGCCUUUGGACAGGUUGUUCAGCUCUGGUCACAGACGAUUGCUGAUGUAUCUGUAGAUGCUUCAUUCACACCAGAAAAAAUCAUUUUGCUUAACAAGAAUGCUGAGCUAAACCUCAAACUCUGCUUUAGUGCGAAGUUUAGACCUACUGACCCAAACAAUCAAGUGGCCAUUAUAUAUAACAUCACAAUUGAUGCAGACCAGUAUUCAUCCCGAGUAACCUCCAGGGGGUUAUUUAAAGAAAAUAAUGAAAGGUGCUUGCAGAAGACCAUGAUAGUAAAGCAAGCACAGAGUUGUUCUGAGCACAUCAUCCACAUACAGAAGCCCUCUGAUGUUGUCAACUCUCUGGAUCUGUGUGUGAACAUCAGUCUGGAAAACCCUGGCACCAGCCCUGCCCUCGAAGCCUACUCGGAGUCAGCCAAGGUCUUCAGUAUCCCUUUCUAUAAAGACUGUGGUGAUGAUGGAAUUUGCAUCUCUGAUCUAGUUCUAGAUGUUCAGCAGCUACCGGCCACUCAACAACAGCCAUUCAUUGUCAGCAACCAGAACAAAAGAUUAACAUUUUCAGUAACACUGAAAAACAAAAAGGAAAGUGCAUACAACACUGGAAUUGUUAUUGCUUUUUCAGAAAACCUGUUUUUUGCUUCCUGGUCCAUGCCGGUUGAUGGGACAGAAGUGACAUGCCAGAUCCCUUCAUCUCAGAAGUCUGUUACCUGUGAUGUAGGCUAUCCUGCUUUAAAGAGGGAAGAACAGGUGACUUUCACAAUUAACUUCGACUUCAAUCUUCAAAACCUUCAGAAUCGCGCAUCUGUCAGUUUCCAAGCCUUAAGCGAAAGCAAUGAAGAAAACAAGGCAGAUAAUUCAGUCAGCUUCAAUUUUUCUCUGCUGUAUGAUGCCGAAAUUCACAUAACAAGGUUCACCAACAUUAAUUUUUAUGAAGUCUCCUCGGAUGGGAAUAUUCCUUCUACAGUGCACAGUUUUGAAGACAUUGGUCCAAAAUUCACUUUCUCCAUUAAGGUAACAACAGGAAGUGUUCCAGUAAGCAUGGCAUCUGUGAGCAUCCACAUCCCUCAAUACACCAAGGGCAAGAACCCGCUGAUGUACGUGACUGGGGUGCACACAGACCAGGUCGGUGACAUCAGUUGCAAUGCUGAAAUAAAUCCACUGAAAAUAGGACAAACAUCUUCUUCUCUGUCUUUCAAGAGUGAAAAUUUCCGGCACAUAAAAGAAUUGAACUGUAGAACUGCCGCGUGUAGUAACAUCACCUGCUGGCUGAAAGACCUUCAAGUGAAAGGAGAAUACUUCCUUAAUGUGUCUACCAGAAUUUGGAACGGGACUUUUGCAACAUCGACUUUCCAGACAGUACAGCUGACAGCAGCUGCAGAAAUCGACACCUAUAACCCUCAGAUAUAUGUGAUCGAAGAAAACACUGUCAUGAUUCCCAUUACAAUAAUGAAACCCCAUGAGAAAGCUGAAGUACCAACUGGAGUUAUAAUAGGAAGUGUAAUUGCUGGAAUCCUUUUGCUAUUAGCUUUGGUUGCAGUUUUAUGGAAGCUCGGAUUCUUCAAAAGAAAAUAUGAAAAAAUGACCAAAAAUCCAGAUGAAAUUGAUGAGACCACAGAACUCAACAGCUGAAUCACCCAGCAGUUCCCACUGCAGAGGAAGUAGCAGCAUCACAGCCAGGGUUUACUGUUCUCAUGAAUGGGUUGUUUAAAAACCGCAGUGUAAUUUUUAAUGUAACAGGUAAACUAGCCUGAUAUUUUAUUUUUAAAAAACUGCAGGUCAGUUUGGAAAGAAAUUGGGGGUGCGUGGGGGGGUUGGGAGGGUAGGUGUCUAAAGACUCAAGGACUUAUUUUAUAUUCGGGUUCGGGGGGAGUGAUCUUUCUGCUGGCUGGUCCGGAGUUUACAUUAUAAUGUACAUUGUAGCAGAAAUACAAAAUGCUUCCAAACAGGAGAAGUCUUAAAGAAAACUAUAACCUUUCUGAGAUUUUAGGGGUGGUGGUGGGGAACCAUUUAAAAUGAUUGUUUUUAAACAAUGAAAGUGAAGUAGAAUCAAUAUAUAAUUAGGAUAUUAGUGCUGAUGGGGAAUAAUAAAAAACCACUGGUCUUGAAUUUCUGCUGCUCAUCCAAAAUUGCCAUAGAAGGUAUUUUCAGUGAUAAUUUGGUUUAUAAACUAGGUACAAUGUGCUGUUGUCAGCCCACACUUGCUUCUUCAGAGCCCCCUUUCCUUCCAUGGUAUUCUUAUCCUAACGUGCUAGAAUGACUGGUAGGAGCGCUCCUGCAGAGAAAAAUCUCCAUUUAAGGGGAAGGGGGGCGUUUAGAGGCCAAAGCACAAACUUUUGUUUCUAGUCUGUAACAACAUUUAUGGCAUGAUCCUGUCCGCUGCCAGUGGCCCUGCCUGGAAGGAAGAAGAAAUUUCCUUUUUCCUUCAGGACACACAAUGGCUGACUUGAAUGGCUGGCUGGCAAGGACCUUCUGCAUUUUUGAGAGAUGAGUAGUUUCUUUGGAAUCCUUCACCGAAUCUCUCUUCCACCUCCUGAUGCACCCAUUCGGCUGCUGCCCCCCUUCCUCUCCAGGAGUGCAGAGUUAUCCACCCUCCUGGAACCCCUUGUCUAAAUCCUUCAUUCCCAGGGCAGCUGCUCUUCUCCAGAUGUGAGAAGGAUGCCAUCUGUUUAACUUCCACACUUGCCUGAAUUACUGUAUAAUCCCCUUAACUUCAGAGAGCUACUUUCAUUUGUUGCUAAAUAUGUAAGAAAAAUAAGUCCAAGUGAACUUCUAAUUGCUGAGACUUCCGACAGCAUAAACAAGGUAAAACAUCUCAGGAAUUUUUCAAGACGCUACAAGGAGACAUCAAAAGCCAUCAAAUUAGCACAGGCACCCGCUCUACUUGUCUGUUUCUGGAGGCCUUAAACUUCCAGAAGAAAGACCUUCCCCUGGAGUUUGCUCACCAGGUGUAGAGUCUCAGGCCCCAGAUCCUGAGAGUCAGGUUUAGUUGGGGUGGAAUGAGGUCGUGUGACCCAUAUUUUAACAAGUGUCCCCAGUCCUUGUGAUGUAAAUGGGCCACCACGAGGAACACCACUUAGUUGCACCUUCUUUUCUCUACUUCUGAGCCCACACGAUCUCUAGGAGAGAGUCGGGGGGAAAGGGCACAGGCGAAGGCUGUGGGGACUUUUAUGUCAGAAAGUACAUACUGAAAGCUCUGGACAAGUCACUCAGACUCUAAACUUCAGUGUCCUCAUUACGAAAUGAGGAGACUGGGCUGGAGCUUAGCAGUGACGCUUUUAAAUUUAAAAACCCACAAUCUGGGUUUCUUAUAAGACAAAUAGACAAUCCUCCAAGAAUCUGACUCCAAAGAGAAGUCAGAGGGAAACAGGAAUCAGCUCAUGCAUGCGCCUGGCCUCCAUGACCAGGUAGGCCUGUCUGUACACUUCCGUGAUUUAUUUGUAUUUGACAAAACAAAGGGAUUAAAAAAAAAUUAGACAUAAAAUAUCACGGGUUUAUAGCAAAAACAGCAUGGUACUUUCUAGUUACACUGCUAGAGCCCAAUUCUUAUAACAGCCGUGUGGGUUCAAACACUGUUUCAUUCCAAGGAUAAUUACUUUUUUAAAAAGAGUGGAGGAGAAACUGGUCCUUAAUUGAUACAGACUAUUUAAUAAACUGAGUCACUGCUGUAUAUAUCUAUAUACUAGUUCAGUGUAACAUACUAUGAGUUAUACAUGUCAUCCUGUUAGGUUACUCUGCCUCACCAUCCUUAAACUAAGCUAAACUGAGGUCACAUACACACAGCGAGCUUGUGAGCUCUGGCAAGCCUUGUGCCUUAGAUAAUCCUCCUUGACGGUACUGUUGCCAUGAAGAAGCUGGAUUACUACAGACUGAAAAAUGGCCACUUGUCUCUGUACCGUUUACCACACUGAGGAAGGGUUUCUCAUCUUUGACACUACUGACAUUUGGGGCCAGGUAAUUUUUUUCAGGGGACUGUCCUGUGCAUUGUAGGAUGUUUAGCAGCCUCCCUGGCCUCUCUACCACCAACCAGAAGCAACCUCUCCCCCUAGUUGUGACCAUGUUUCCAGACAAUGUGUAACACCUCCUAGGAGGCAAAAUCAUUCUGACUGAGAACCGCUGCACUAAGAGCAAGUGGCCUGAGUAUACAGCAUUGUCAGAUCACAGAUUUGAGGCAGAGACUCUAGCGAGGAGUAUUUCUCCAGCACUUUUUAAGCAAAGACUAAGUAUUCAUCCCAGAAAUUAAAGAAUUGUUUGAAAGACAUAGCUAACUAUUCGUAUUCAGCCAUACUUUUGUUUUAAAAGUGAGGAAAUAUGGGGCUUAAAUGAUGCCAUCUUACAGUUUCCAUUUCAUAAAUGGUAUAUAGACAAUAUUCAUAGAAUGUGAUAAAAAUUGAGUUGCUUCAUGCAUGGUUGCCACACGAGCCUUAUGACAUAAUAACAUAGCAAAACAGAAGAAACUGUAUCAAGAUUUGAAAUUGUUCAUUGUUCAUUUUAGCAGCAAAAUGAGAACUGGACAGAUUCCUAGCUGCCUAUGUUAUUUAUAUAAAGUAGUAAAAGUUAUUAACUGUGAAAACUAAAACCAAUUUAUCAUAAUCACACAAGUGAUUAUACUAAAAGUUAUUAUAAAAGGUAUAAUUUUAUAAUGUAAUUUAUUAUACACAACUAUAACUUAAUUUAUGAAAACUAAUGAAUUAGGACACCAUUAUAUAAACCAUUAAACAGGAUUUCUCAAACUGAGCUCCCUGGUCCAUCUUUAAUCUUUCUACUUGCACACAAAAAAUAAUUAUAUACACAACUUUUUAGGACUAUGCCCUCAUUAACGCAUACUCAUUUUAAUCAAUCCAAAGACUAGCUAGCGGUAAGAAGUAUACAUGGGGGUAAAAUUUGAAAUAAAAAUGUUAACUAUUUCUCAACCUUAAAGAAUGAAAAUGUAGCCAUUAUGUAAAUAUAAAUAGAUGGUUUCAUAUGUACCUGAUUUAUUUUGGCAGAUAAGGUCAAACUGUAUAUAUUGCACAAUUAUGUUAAAAUUGUAUAUUUUUUAAAGACAUUGUCUUAGUUUCCUUCAUACAUAAUGUGUAAAAAUUUAAGAUGUGAUAAGUAUAUUUGCUUUUUUGGGAUUAACUGGUUUUUGUCUUUUUUCUUUCCGCCGAAAAUAUAAAAAUGCACGCAGGUUUGUACAUCGAGUUUCACAAUUCAUUUGAUUUCCGAGAAAUAAAAAUCAAAUUGGAGCAGCAAUCAACAAACUAAAUUAGCUUUUCUCCUAUUAAAGUAUGAGAAUCAAAGUAUUAUUUAAUUGUAAACCACUCUUUACAUACCACAUUACUGAAUAUCAUUACUCAUUUUGAAAAUAAAGCUAUUUACUUUGGAAUUUGAAUUUUCUGACUUAUUUCACUGUACUUAUGUACUCACUGUGCUUCAGAACACACUCAAGACUCAGUAGAGAAGAGGGAGGAUGUGUCUAACCUUUUACAUUAAUAGCAGUGGUCACAAAGAUGCUUUGCAGGAACCUUAGACUGCCUUCAUAGUUUAGGGACUAGAUGUAAAGCCUUGUUCCUCUUGAUGUGGUCAACAGGUAGAAGGUGCUGCAUCAUCUGGAUCCUAUUAUAAAACGUAGAUCUCAGGUAUCACACAGAACUGAAUUCAAACUGGAACUUCAACAAGAUGGCCAGAUGAUUCAUAUUAAAGUCUGAGAUGCACAUCUUAACCUCUAGACAUAAAUAAGUACUUGAAAUAGAAGGAAAAAAAUGGCCAAACUGCUGCAGCCUGCAAGAGCAGUCAUCUGCAUAGCUUUUCACAAAAAAAAAUUUACUAGUAAGCAAGUAGGUUUACAUAUUCUUAAGGAUUAAAUAUGCUGAAAUGAAUGUGCUGAAAUUAUAAAACAAGGUACAUACCAGCUGUCAUUGCAUAGAAGAUGCAUCAAUGCAAAGGUUGUGCGGUUUGUGCUGCUUUUCCCACCCACACACCUUCCUCAGUUCUGGUGAACCAUAUCAUAAGGGAAGCUUACUGCAGAACUACUAUCAGUAGGUGUGUCUGGGGUGCUUUGUAUGUUCAUUUUUUUUUAUCACAGUGUAGGUUAGGAAGUGCUGCUAAAGACCUGUAACAAGCUACCAUUCUGUCCCAAACUGGAAAAAAGUCUUACAUUUAUACAUUUUUAAAAAGUAAUUCCUUUUGUUUAUUCUACAUUGCUUUUUAAAACUACACAGAACAUUUUAAAAAUUCCUCAUCCUAAUAUAACCUUUUAAACUAAGAACCAACUAAAGACUGGAAAUCAUCUUUUUCAAAAACAGGGACUGAUUUCCAUCUGAGGACCACACCAACCUAACUAAAAGAAAAAGGCUACUAACCGAACUGAACUUUUUGAUUCUGUACAAAAUAAAAGUAACCAACUAAAAAGCAAACUUAAAUUGUUGUUACUAUAGCCCUGGCUCUACUGCCCUCUGCUGGGUGAGCUGCCUAACUACACCACACAAAUCACUACCCCCUUAAGAGAAUGUCUAACUCUUGUGAAUGUCAUGGUCAGACACUGUGAUGAUGGAGACAAAAGCCCCUGGCCUCAAGAAGUUGACAGUAUAGUUAUGGAAAUAAACUAAUAGAUGUAGUACAUCAGGUAGUGAGUGGUAAGUGCCACAGCAAGAUAUAAAGCAGAGCAAGGGAACAGGAUUCCAGUUUUAACUAGGGUAGUCAGAGAAGGGUCUCUGAGGAGGUAACACUGAAUCAGGCAGGAAGUGAGGAAAUAAAGCGAGGAAGCAGAUUAUGGAAACACCUGGAGCUGAGCAUUCUAGACAAAGGGACAAGUAAGGGCCCCAAGGGAAAUGCCGCCUACUGCCUGCCACACAGAGGAGGGAGCCUGAGCAAGAGCAAUGAGGAGGGCAGGCAGGAGCCCGCUCAGUUGUAGGUGAGGAUUCUGAGGUCCUAAGAUGUGAUUACCUAUGAAAAGGUUCAAGCAAGAUGAUGAACUGACCCAAGUGGGAUGUGAGAGGGGGACUGUCACCAGGCCACAGAAACAGUCCAAGAGAAAUGGAGUGGUAGCUUAGGUGACAAAUGCAGGAGUGUAUAAAGAAAUGACUGAAUUCAAGAGACACCCAGGAAUUGUUUUCAAAUUCUCUAAUAGGUUCAUUCAGGAAUCUAAGGUCGCAUGAUCAAGACUCAAAUUUCUGGCUUCCUAAUCACUAUUCUCAAAAGAUACUGAAAAUAUAUUGUGACUUGACAUCUUUCCAAAUGGCAAAAUAUCCACAAAAUCACAAAAUACUUCAAUGAAGACCCUACUUAAACCCAGUGCAAUGCAAUAAAAACUGUCAGGGACAUUCCAUCCCAAUUUUAGCAUGACCCACACUGACUCUUUAACCUCUGUCUGGAGACUUAAAAGCAUAAUAGUCUGUGUUCCUUACUUAAUGAAGACAUGAUUCUUUAAAAACAUGUUUAGAGAGUGUUUUAGAUUUUUAAAAAAUAUAAUUAUCAUCAAUGAAGAUCCUCUAAAGAAAUACCUGAGUAAAAAAACCUUAAAUUCACACAUAAUCAUACGAACAUAUGCAAUAAACAAAAACCACAUGAAUGUGGGUACAAAGUCCUGGGACUAUCUGGUGGACUAAUACCUCAUGAUAACGUACUUUCAUAGAAUGUAACUGUACUCUUAUCCAACUGCCAGCCGUUGUUCUCCAAUGGGAAUAGGAUAAAGUUUGGUGGAGGGAGAGGGAAGCACUGACUCCAGAAAGGGUAAGGUUGAGACAAGCCAGGCAACCCCACAUCAGUAAGGGAACAGCGGAACAGUUGGUGAGGGUUUGCCUGCCUUCCCAGGACUCUUCCGGCCCAAUCUCUGGACAGGUUAAGGAAUAAGCACCAAAUCAGCAGGAGAUUCCUUAGGUUUUGUAGGUCCCAGCCAAAGACAGGAUGCAGGAUCUUCUCAUGGUAUGUAAGGUUGGUGGACAAGGACCACUGCUGGAUGUGCAGCACAGAAAAGGUAGUCAAUAUUUGUUGAAUAAAUGACUUCCUGAGGUAAAAAAAUGUUUCACUAGGUGUAACAAAUAAUAUUCCUAAAAAAACACAAAAAAACAAUCUAAUGAAAGUAUGUCUUUGUUCCCAAUAUGUAUAAUGAAAAUUUUAUGAUGUCAACUGCCCUAAAUUAUGCCGAUAUUUUAUUACUCUAAAAAUAUUUAGGUCAGAUAAAGAUGGUGGAGUACAAAGACACGGCACUCACCUCCCCGCACAAACACAUCAAAAAUACAUCUACAUGUGGAACAAUUCCCACAGAAAACUAACUGGAAACUGGCAGAACAACUCCUAUACAACCGAGGCUGCAAGAAAGAUAUCCACAUAACUUGGGGAGGAUGGGAAAAGGGCAUUACGUUGGGACCAUCACCCUCAGAAGGGAUCUGAAAGGAAGAGAAGGUCUGUAGGGGCGAACCCUCCCUGCAGGGUGUGCAGGUCAAGCCACAGACUGGGCCUCCCAGUCAUGGGGUCCCACACCCGGUUGAAGACAAGCCCGGAUGGUUGAUGGGUCAACUGCUGGGGCAGACCAAAGGGCUGGGGCUAACAUCCGAAAUAGAGAACAGCUUAUACACUGUGAAAAAACAAC